AGCGGAACCUCGUCCGGCUGUUGUAAUAUUCUUCCAGCCAUCAGGCAGAUAGAAAGCUUUCAUUCAUAAGGUGGUAACUACGAGAGUUUCAUUCAAGAAUAGUCCGCUCGCCGAAAAGCAUGAGUGUGGAUUGCACGAGGCAACCACAGCCAUAAAACGUAUUUACCUACCUUCAUCAACAGCUGAGCUGAUGAGAAUCUAGAUAAUCUAGUGCAUUCCUUUCGGUCCCAAAUAUUUCGAAUCAGAGCCUUUCUGCCCACUCGAGAGCUGCACCCAUUCCUGUUCAUAUAUUUUUUAUCUGUUUUGUUAGUUCGAUAUUAUAUUGUUGGAUCUAUGUUAAGUAUUCUACAAACUGUCCGUAGUGCGCGUAUCUAUCUUACCGGUUAAAUAUUUUAUGAAAUGAUUCCAAAGGGAGUAGUUAUAGUGCUAGUUAUUUUUGGAAAUUUCCAAUGGCCUUAUACGGAAGCAUCAUGUUACUUCCCACAAGAGUUUCAAGGAGAAUUUCUGAUGCAAAGCCCUACACCCAUGGGCAUUGGUAUACAAUACAGUCCACUCAACAUCACUGAAAAUUCGAUACCUAUUUGGGGAAAUUGUCAUCGCAGAAUUGGAAACAAUUUCAUUCUUAUGUUCAAUUAUAGUGAAACUUUAUGUAUAAGAUGUUUGCAUCUAAAUCUACGAUCGUCGAAUGUUUUACAAAUUUUCGUUGCAAAUGAAGAUACGAUAUCAAAAUGUUUCACUAACGAGGAAGCAGCGGAAGCAAACUGUCCUUCUGAACAAUCUUUAGUUACAAGAGAAGCAACGGAAAUAUUAUUAUUCAAAACGAAAGACACCUUCGGUUCUUAUACGACCAGACACUACUGUCCUAUAGAUGGUAACUAUCACUUAAGCUACAGGGGAACUGCAAAAAAACAUUCAAACCAAUGCAAAGGCUUUGAUUCCAUGGCAAAUUCUUGUCCGUCUGGUUCAACAUUGAAUUUUAUGUUGAGAAAUUGUACUUUUGAGGGAUACGAUAUGAAAUUUGAAUGUUUGGCACAUUGGAGAGGUCUGGAUGAUGAAACUUAUGUGGUUUUUACGGAUAGUAGACAUUUAACAAAUCUUAGGCCUAAAUAUAGAUGCGCAAUGUAUAAACAAGACCCCAAAACAGGUAAAAUCGAGAUGGCUUUAUCCAGGGACUCAACUUGUACCAACGGAUUACAUAAUAUUACUUCCGCUUUCGAAACGAUGAUUCUGAAACCAAAAAUAGAACGACCAUGGCCCGCAGAAGUGUCUUUCGAAAUGUGUAGCUUCCCUCAAUGGAUGUCCGGUGAUUGGGAACAUGUUAGAGUAAAAUCUGAUACCAUGAUUUAUAAAGAUCACAAUUCUUUUAAAACCCAUACCAUCAGAUGUGUGGCAGUAUUGGAAGACAGCGAUAAGUAUCUGGUGUUCAGUAGGACCCAAUGUGAUGAAGAAUCGUAUAACUGUUUGCGGUUAGCUAACAGAGGCAAUAAUAUUUUAGAAUUUCAGCUUGGUACCAAUAGUAGUAUUAACAAAGAUGAUGUAUUUACUAUUUGUUCGGACGAAAAUUUUCAAUCGGAUCAAUGGAUUACUCAAGGUCGCCUCGAGAUUCCUCCAGGUCUAUCGACUGGAAUGUGUCCAAUAACUGGAGAAUAUACAGGACGGAUUCCAGACGCCACAGAUCUUUGUGCCAAAUUAUGGUCAGACUGCAGAGCUCCAGAGCUUAUGUACUAUCAAGUAUCCCACUGCGAGUCUGAAGAAAUUUUCGAAGAAAGGGAGUACCAAUGUCUGGGACAUUGGAGGGAACGAAAUUUGCUCUAUACUUACACUGAAAGAAAGGAUGUAUCUGCUGGUACUUACGAAUGUUUUGUCGGCUCGAUUAUCACGGAGGGUGAGAUUUACAUCAAAGAAGCUGGCGAACAUUGUCAGCGAAAUGUGGAUCCGCUUAGAUAUGGAAUGAAACUGAUUAAAAAACAGCCGUUAUAUUCUUGUAUAGAUCGAAGUACCACGCCUAAACACAUACCACGUAUGACAACUAGAAGGUCUACAACGAAGCGGCCUAGUGAAACAUUUGUUCCUAAAAGAACAACACCUAUACCAGAUUUCGAAUCCAACGAUAUUCCUGACUUGCCCAGGGAAAAAACAAAGGUGGGAUCAUCGGGCAUUUCGAUAUACCUUAACAAAUAUUUGUACAUAGUUUUAUAUUUAUUGUUUAAAUAUUUUUAAUUUAUUUCUUUAGAACUUUUAGAAAAUUAUUAUGACUUGGUCUUGCCAGAAAAUCUACUACUAUUUCUCUAUUUAUAUCAGAAAAAUUGUUACCGAUACUUACCUAACAUCACACUGAAAAAAUAUACAAUUUGAUAAUGGUUAUAUUAAAGAAAUAUUGCAAUAGGCAGACUAUUUAUGUUUUGAGACUAUUAUAUUGCCAUAUUUUAGCAGUCUAUCAGUGUAUUGUUAACAAACGAACUUUGACUUAACUUAUUUUACACAUUUUAAAUAUUUUAUAGUCGAAUAUAUGUCUUGUGCAACUAUUUUCCCUUAAAAGAUGGUGUUUCAUUGAAAACGCAAAAAUAUAAAAAAUAAUAUUUAGGUGGACAUUUUGGCGUUUUCAUACUUGUAAUUAGUUUCACCCAUUCUUCCCUAAGCCAACCCCUUAUAACUAUGCCGAAAUAUGUCCCCCGUAAUAUUAUUUUCGACGUUUUUUUUUUUUUUUUUAACUAGCAAAUCGAAAAAGUUAUACAAGCCAUUGUUCACUAUUAAUUAUUUGUAGCGUAUAGAAAACUUCAACGAAUAUACCCACACCAAAUAAAACAAAUUGAUUUGGGUAGUAUUAUUAGGUAAUCUAGAUUUUAGAUAAGUGAACUGAUUUCCAAAAAAAAUGCGUACGGAGUGUGAUGUAGAUAAAUUUUAUUGUUGGCUUUUGUCCAUAAGUAUGUUGUCCUAGUGAUGUUGAUUCUAUUGUGAUUUAAAUUUAUUUAUAUACGUAUUUGUAGUAAAAUGUACUUAAGGAC
Messenger RNA from Psylliodes chrysocephalus, 3005 nucleotides. NCBI's taxonomy places the organism in Eukaryota, Metazoa, Arthropoda, Insecta, Coleoptera, Chrysomelidae. The record is from the annotation of a GenBank genome assembly.